UCUCUCAUCACACACACAACACACAGCGAAGCAACUCCAGCCACCUUCACCUCCUCCUCCUCCUCCUCCUCAAAGAAUCAAGCUCACAGCUAAACAAAAGGAUAGAGGUAGAGAGGGAGAGGGUGAGUUCAAGAAAUGUUUUUCAUUGAUAAAAAUGCAAUCUUUUUGCUGCUUCUCUCGUGUCUAUGCUGCAAAGUUUCGAGCUUGGGAUCAAUGUCGUCAGUCGCCAUAUCCUACGGAGAAAAUGGGCCAGUUUUCUGCGGCUUAAAAUCUGACGGCUCCCAUCUCGCCACGUGCUACGGCUCGAAUCCUUCAAUAAUUCAUGCAACGCCGGAUCACCUACAUUUCCUCGGCCUAACCGCCGGAAACGGCUUCGUCUGCGGGCUUUUAAUCGAUUCAAAUCAGCCCUUUUGCUGGGGAAACACGGCCUUCAUUCCAAUGGGGGUUUCUCUUCAGACUUCAAGAAAUGCAGAGUACAUAGAAAUCAGCGCAGGAGACCACCAUUUGUGCGGAUUGAGGAAGCCCUUGUUUGGGAAGAUGAGGAACACUUCUUUAGUCGAUUGUUGGGGCUAUAACAUGACAAAAAGUCACGAUUUUGAUGGGCAGAUCCAGUCGAUUUCAGCUGGCUCAGAGUUCAAUUGUGGCCUUUUUGCUCAGAAUAGGAGUGUUUUCUGCUGGGGUGAUCAGACUAGUAGCAAUGUGAUAGGAUUGGUUCCAAAAGUUUCUAGGUUUAGGACAAUUGCAGCUGGAGGGUUUCAUGUUUGUGGGAUUUUGGAAGGUGCGCAUUCCAGUGUUGAAUGUUGGGGUACAAGUUUGGAUCUUGAAGUGGGGAUUUCUGCAUCUUCCUCUGUUAUGUAUGCAGGGCAGCUCAAUGUGGAUGCGGCACCGGACGAUCCUAUGCUGUCUGUGGUUGGGGGGAAGUUUCAUGCUUGUGGGAUUAGGAGUUAUGAUAGGAGUGUGGUUUGCUGGGGUUAUGAGGUGGAUAGGAGCACGCCGCCGCCAUUGGGGGUGAAAUUAUAUGAGAUAGCUGCAGGGGAUUACUUCACUUGUGGGAUCAUAGCUGAGACAUCUCUACUGCCCGUUUGUUGGGGUGCUAACUUCCCUUCUGCUCUGCCUCUGGCUGUCUCUCCCGGGGUCUGCAAGGUGGGGGCGUGUGCUCCUGGCUACCACGAGUUCAACAAUGCCAGCGCGCCUUGCAGGUCCCAGGACUCCCACAUUUGCGUCCCCUGCAGUGGGGAGUGUGAUGGUGAGAUGUAUGAGGUGAUUGGGUGUGGCGGGGAGGUGGAUAGGCAAUGUGGGUAUAAUUGUUCGACCUGCAGCUCGAGUGAGUGUGUCAAGAAUUGCUCAAUGGUGGUUGGUGGUGGUGGUGGUGGUGGUGGGAUUAGGAGUGAGAAUCUUUGGUCUUUGCAGUUGCCUAUUAUUGUUGCAGAGAUUUGCUUUGCUGUGUUCUUGGUGAGUGUUGUGGCUUUGACCUCUGUUAUGUAUGUUAGGUAUAAGCUGAGGAACUGUAGAUGCUCCGUUGACUCCACAAAAGGCAGUGGGAGUGGCAGCUCUUUUAGGAAGGAGAGUGGCAAGAUUAGGCCAGAUUUGGAUGAGUUGAAGAUCAGGAGAGCUCAGAAGUUCACCUAUGAGGAGCUUGAGAAGGCUACGGAAGGGUUCAAGGACGAAUCCCUCGUGGGGAGGGGGAGCUUCUCAUGCGUGUUCAAAGGCGUGUUGAAGGAUGGCACUGUUGUUGCAGUGAAAAGGGCGAUCUUGUCCUCUGAUAUGAAGAAGAACUCGAAGGAGUUCCACACGGAGCUGGACUUGCUGUCACGUCUAAACCACGCACAUUUGCUCAAUCUGCUGGGCUAUUGUGAGGAGGCUGGUGAAAGGCUUCUUGUGUAUGAGUUCAUGGCUAAUGGCUCUUUGCAUCAGCACAUUCAUAGCAAGAAUAAGGAGACGAAGGAGCAGUUGGAUUGGGUGAGGCGUGUGACGAUUGCUGUCCAAGCAGCUCGAGGGAUUGAGUAUCUGCACGGCUAUGCUUGCCCUCCGGUGAUUCAUCGCGAUAUAAAGUCUUCAAACAUCCUCAUAGACGAGGAGCACAAUGCUCGUGUCGCUGAUUUCGGCCUUUCCUUGCUCGGGCCUGCAAACAGCAGCUCACCACUUGCUGAGCUGCCUGCGGGGACAUUAGGAUAUCUUGAUCCCGAGUAUUAUAGGCUGCAUUACCUCACAACGAAGUCGGAUGUGUAUAGCUUUGGUGUUUUGCUGUUGGAGAUUUUGAGUGGGAGGAAGGCCAUUGAUAUGCAGUAUGAGGAAGGAAAUGUAGUCGAGUGGGCAGUCCCUUUGAUCAAGAACAACGAUGUCGAGGCCGUUCUUGAUCCAUCAUUGAAACCUCCAUCUGAUCUUGAAGCCCUGAAACGGAUUGCCAACAUUGCUAGUAAAUGUGUGAGGAUGAGAGGGAAGGAGAGGCCGUCUAUGGACAAGGUUACAACGGCUUUGGAGCGUGCACUUGCACAGCUGAUGGGCAGCCCAUGUAGCGAGCAGCCUAUACUGCCGACUGAAGUGGUGUUGGGGAGUAGUAGGAUGCAUAAGAAGUCGUCUCAGAGGUCGGGGAACCGGUCCACCUCAGAGACGGAUGGGGCAGACACGGAGGAUCAGAGGAUCGAGUUCAGGGCUCCAUCUUGGAUCACCUUCCCUAGCGUGGCUUCCUCGCAGAGAAGGAAGUCAUCCGUCUCCGAGUCUGAUCUUGAAGCUGCUAAGAACAUUGAGGUGAGGAACACAGGGAAUGGGACCACGGUUGGGGAUGCGUUGAGGAGUCUGGUGGAGGAGAUUGGCCCGGCCUCGCCUCAAGAACACUUGUACUUGCAGCACAACUUCUAGUUCGCGUUGGAUCAACGCAUGUUUAAAAUGGCGUCUCGUUGUCAAUCAAUGACUAACAUGGAAUGGAAGUGAGUCUUGUAAAUUAGCUCUCUCUCAACUAAGCAUGUUAUGUUUUCUCCAAAGCUUUUUGAGCUAAUGUCAAGACUCUUUACUUACAAAUGGUAACCUUUUUAUGGUAA
Messenger RNA from Salvia splendens (bonfire salvia), 3038 nucleotides. RefSeq names its product serine/threonine-protein kinase-like protein ACR4. The record is from RefSeq and is a predicted model, not a curated record. Lineage: Eukaryota; Viridiplantae; Streptophyta; Magnoliopsida; Lamiales; Lamiaceae. Gene Ontology annotation, biological process: protein phosphorylation. Gene Ontology annotation, molecular function: ATP binding; protein kinase activity. The transcript has a single exon. The coding region runs from base 136 to 2859 and encodes 907 amino acids.